Conger conger (European conger) is the source of this 2892-nucleotide messenger RNA. It is a transcript of the gene def6c, whose product is annotated as DEF6 guanine nucleotide exchange factor c. The record is from RefSeq and is a predicted model, not a curated record. The transcript is spliced from 12 exons. Lineage: Eukaryota; Metazoa; Chordata; Actinopteri; Anguilliformes; Congridae. The coding region runs from base 210 to 2048 and encodes 612 amino acids. Gene Ontology annotation, cellular component: cytoplasm; nucleus.
GAGCGGAAGCUUGAUUCCAAGGAUUGCAUGUUCCAAUGCCUGUAUUAGUUUGCAAGUAUGUACGUGCCCGACCGCCAUAUUUUGCUACACACUAUUGACGCUUUGAAGUUCGCUUUCUCCACCCUUAGCGCUACCUGCUGUAGUGCAUCUCUCAGUGCUUCUGGGUGCGACUUGCGUUUGGAAUGUAGCGCGUCACAGGCAACACCGCGAUGGACCUCAAAUCCGAACUUCUGAAAUCCAUCUGGUACGCUUUCACAUCGCUGGAUGUGGAUCAGAGCGGGAAAGUGUCCAAGUCUCAACUAAAGGUGCUCUCGCACAAUCUGUACACGGCCCUCAACAUCCCACAUGACCCUGUGGCCCUGGAGGAGCACUUCAAGGAUGACGACGAUGGACCUGUGUCCAGACAGGGCUACAUGCCCUACCUCAACGAGUACAUCCUGGCCAAGGCUAAAGAGGGGACCUUUAACAAAGAGACAUUUGAUAGUCUGUGCUGGAUGCUGACAGCGAAGAAGAACCACAAACCCAGUGUUGCCGAGGGCAUGUGCUCAGGGCCAGACUGUUUCAAACUCUUCUGUCUGUUCAACCUACUGUCUGAGGACCGCUAUCCUCUCAUCAUGAUCCCAGUAGAGGUGGAGUACCUCAUCAAGAAGAUCUCCACGGCAAUGAGCCAUGAUUGGGACUCGAAGCUGCUGGAGGACUUGUUGUGCCAUAAACCGUCUCUCCGUGAGGGGCUGCCCGUGUGGGAUCUUCUGGAGUACAUGCACACUGGGAGGUUGCUCCAAAUCACCAGCAUAGAGGCCUUCAGCUUGGCUCUAGAUGAGGUCUUUCAGGAGAUGUACCACAAUGUCCUUAAGAAGGGCUACAUGUGGAAGAAGGGACAUGUCCGCAGGAACUGGACUGAGCGCUGGUUUGUCCUCAAGCCCUCCAGCAUCUCCUACUACGUCAGUGAGGACCUCAAGGACAAGAGGGGGGAGAUCCUGCUGGAGAAGGACUGUGUGGUGGAGGCCAUCGCUGAUAAGGACGGAAAGCGAUGCGUGUUCUGUGUGAAAACGCACCACAAGACCUACGAGAUGAGUGCCUCAGACCUCAAACAGCGCAUAGAGUGGAUCCAAGCCGCCCAGACGGCACUGCGUCUCCUCCAGGAGGGAAAGUCCUCCCUGCACCAGGAGCUGAAGCUGCACAGACGGGAGCAGAGGCAAAGCUGCCUUCGCAGCCACGAGGAGGCGCACAACCCACAGAGGCGGCAGCAGGAGAAGGAGCGUCAGGACCAGGAGAUCGACAAUAUCAUUCAGUUUCAGAGGGAGGUGGAGACCCAGCGCAAACAGGCUGAGGAGCAGGAGAAGGAACGGCAGAUGGAGGUGCAAAGAGAGCUGGAGAGGCAGCUACAAGAGGCAGAGAAGCUGAGGGUGAGCAUGGAGAUGGAGAUGGCUCAGAAGGAGAAAGAAGCAGAGCAGCAGCGGAGGAGGAUCGAGGAGCUGGAGAUCACUCAGAGGAAACUCGAGACAGCACUGAACAAUGAAAUACAGGCUCACCUGGAGGAAGAGAAAGCACGAAUGGAGCAGGAGAGACUCCAGAAGGAAGAGGAAGUGAAGAUAAAGCAGCUGAAGCUGCUACAGCAAGAAGAAGACGUGAAGCUGCAGAGGGCCCAGCAGGAGAAACACAGCCCAGAGGAGCAGGGAGUCCCCUGCACCUCAGCCUUAGACACAGCCUCCCAGGAGCUGCAGACCCUGAGGGAGACGCGCGUGAGGAGCAACCUGCAGCUAGAGGAAGCUAAGGAGAAGUUGCGCAAUGCCAGCCGCAAUGUAAAGCUGUGGAAUGUACAACUAAACAGGUUGAUGAAGCCCAUCUUACCAGGAGAACGUUUUGAGUCUGUGAGGCGCAAUAAAGAUGGUCCAGAAGAAGCCUUUUCCAGCCGAGAGUUUGUUGCCAAAUGCAAGCCCAGUGUCAUUCCAGAGUCCAGCAGCCAAUCAUCUGAGGAAGAAGGGGUCCUUCAGGAAAACCUGGAGGCUGUCGGCUCAUCAGAUUCAGACCAAACACUUUCACAUUAAGACAUUAAGCAAGGCGAUUAGGACAGUAAUUCAAUGAUUUUUCAGUGUCAUUUUCGCAUUCUAGACACUGCAGUGCUAAUUGCUUGUUUUGAUGCAACAUAAUGUUUAGCAUUUCAGUAGUUGACUGACUCCAGCAACCAAAGGUCACACCAAUUUGUCCUGCUGCUGAAUCCCAUGCUACCAGGGUCCCUAUGUUUUGGCUCUGCAAACACAACACUGGACAGUGUCAUCCACAAGCAAUAGUCAUGGUCCUGCAUAUUUGGCCGUGUCAAUCAGUGUUACAUGCAGACGGAUCCUAAAAUAUCAGCAUCCUCAAACCACUAGGAAAGAGGGAAGCAACCCAAUCAUUCCUAGGACCACCAUCAUCUCUGGGUCAGCUUUUCCUGUACAUAUGAAAAAGGGUAUAACAAUUAUGUGAAUACCUUUACUGAAAAUGUUUUAAUAAGAUCAGCAAUACAAUUUUGCUACCUCUUUGGCUUUGUCUAAUUACUGUGGUUAUAACUGUAAUUGAUUUGUGCAUCACGUAGAACUGUUGUAACUGCUACCAACUGCCAAAAAUGUGCCUGACACAGUUAUAGUAGUGCUUAUCAUAACUGUUCAGUGGGAAGGGGAAGCAGGGUUAAGCACAUGUCUUGUUGUGUUUGCCUUGUUCAUAUUUGCUGAUAAAGCUGUUCUGGUAUGAAUCUCAGAUCUCCACAUUUCCACAUGAAAAUUAUUUGUAAACUGUAACCAGCAUGUGAAUAGGUUAUCUCUUAAAAUGUGACUCCACUUACUGGUUAUACGUGAAUAAAGAUAUUUUCACAGGAUGAAAGCCAGAUCAGAGGAAGAAAAUCCUCAAGUAUUG